Molecule: messenger RNA, 1275 nt
Organism: Prunus armeniaca (apricot)
Lineage: Eukaryota; Viridiplantae; Streptophyta; Magnoliopsida; Rosales; Rosaceae
Source: the annotation of a GenBank genome assembly
AUGGCCGAAAGCUCUUUCAAGAAUGAAUAUCCUCAGGGAAUGAACCAAGCAGAAGAGUACAAUGCAGAUCCGACACCAAUGAUUGUUGAAAAUUCUGCAACCAUUGGCAUUCCUGACCUUGGAAAGAAGAAAAAUUCGUCAAGAAAAGGAAGGAAAAAUUUGGGGCCCGUUGAUUGGCCAUGGCCCGUUAUUCGUUUAGAACGUUCUGAUUACAAAUUGGUUUCGAAGACCAAGAUUCCUAGCCAGGUUGUGACUCAUAGCUGGCUUGCGAGGAUUCAACCAGAGGGCGACAAAGUCUGCCGACCUUGUUUAGAUCCACCUUGUUUAGAUCCUGUGUAUUUGAGGGCGACACGCCCAGAUCUUAUACCAGUGAUGUUGGAGAAGGAUGCAAGGAGUUACCUUCCUGUCAUGAACACGAAGAAAUACCUUGUCUGUGGUGACAUGCCCAUUAGAGAAUUUGUUAAUUUUAUUCGGUACAAUAUCAAGGUCAGCAGAAAGAAGCCUAUAUUUGUCUGUUUCAAGAACACUAAACCUCCCACUGGUGCCUUGAUGUCGGCAAUCGAUGAGGAAAAUAAGGAUGAAGAUGGAUUUCUUCACAUUACGUACAGUGGAAAAAGAAUACAGGAGAACAGUGGCAGCGUGUGUUUCACCUUGGAUGAAUGCUCAUACAAGAACACAUAUCCUCAGGGAAUGACGCAAGCAGAAACGAAUCCAACACCAGUAAGAACUUCACAGAAUCAGAUAUGUUUAGUUCCUAGUCGUUCACAUGCCAUAACGUUUGACAGUCCUGACAUUGAAGAAAAACUAAAUUGGUCAAGGCCCAUUUCUCUUUUAGACAAUUGGAGGAGUGUCGCCGAGAAGGCUUUGAGGAACCCUGGAAAGAAGAGGUACAAAGGCCUCCUUACUUCUUUAGAUGGUGAUUAUUUGAGGGAGAUGCGUCCAAAUUAUAUACCAGUGAUUUUGGAGAAAGAUGCAAGGAGUGACAUUCCUGACAUGGUCUGGAAGAAAUUCCUUAUCCCUGAUGAUAUGCCUCUUGGAGAUUUUUUUAAUUAUAUUCGGUAUAGAGUCAAGCGCAGCACACGGUUCGUCGUCGGCGUAAUAAAGCCUAUAUUUAUGUUUUUCAAGAACACUAAACCUCCCAUUGACGCCUUGAUGUCCGCAAUCUAUGAGGAAAACAAGGAUGAAGAUGGAUAUCUUCACAUUACGUACAGUGGAGAGGAGAGUGUAUGUGGAUCCAAUGAAGCGCAAGAAUGCAUGCUAUGUGGUAGAUCUUAA